Messenger RNA from Spodoptera exigua (beet armyworm), 1067 nucleotides. The record is from the annotation of a GenBank genome assembly. NCBI's taxonomy places the organism in Eukaryota, Metazoa, Arthropoda, Insecta, Lepidoptera, Noctuidae.
GUCAAUGUCUAUUUCAACUUUUGAACUUGAAGGAUGAAAUGAAAUAAUUUUGUAUACUAACUUGAUUGCAAUUUAUUUCCACGUUUCUUUGUUGAUUUCGUUGCUAUAGGCCCGGUUCCUUAGAAACUAAACAAUAUGACAAAAAAGUCAAUUACUUUAGACGUCGAUCCAACAAUCAUGGAAAAGAAUAUGCGGAUUGUACGAGAAAACCCCGUCGAAGAAGAAUUCAACAAACUUCUAUCAAAUGUUGAAACUAUACCGUCAAAACUCGUGAAACCAACGCCAGGCUUUUGCGUGAAAACAUUUACAAAACCAGAGGGAAAAAAGGUAUUUGUAAACAUAUGCCUGACUGAUGCGAUUGUUUGCCCUCGGGAUAUUAGUAAUGAGGAACUUAUGCAAAUCCUCAGUUCUGAAGAUCCUUCUUCUUAUAGAGUCCCUAUGAGUAUUGGCGAGGGUAGGACUGAAGCAGACAGGUCUGGAGCUCCUGCCACAGUGUAUGACGUUGCUAUAAACCCAGAAUUCUUCAAAAAAAUUGAGAAGGAUGACUUAUUCCAAACCUUUUUCCUCACUGUUGUCUUUGAGGGUUUGCAGGACAAGUAUCAAUUUGAAAUAGAUAUGCAAAAGUACACUGUUUUGAAAAAUAGAAAGUCUAUUGGUACAUUACAAUGCCACAGAAUUCAAAUAAGGGAUGUGAAAAAUAAUGAGAAGGUGACUAAAAGUCCUUUAAUUGAAGAGUUGGAUGAUAAAGGUGUUGUACAAAAGCCUAGUGUUCCAACAAUGAAGAAGGAAUUAGAGUACCGAUUGAGAAGGGAACCACCUACAGGAGAGAUUGAAUACUUGUUGGCAGAAUUCAAGAUACCUUCUACUGUGAAUGUAAAAGACUUAAGUUUGGAAGUAGGUGAGGAUCGGUUGGUUCUAGAUUGCAAAGGGCAGUUUGAAAUGGUGGACUUCUUCCUGCCUUGCAGUGUCGACCAAGACAUCAUUGAUGCCCAGCUUAAUAGAAAUGAUGAUAUGCUGUUUGUGAAAAUGCCUGCAAUACAUUAGAUAGAGAUACCUUAUAUUUUAAU